AUGGAUGAAACAUUUUGUGGCGUUUGCUGCCCUGUGCCUCAAAUAUGCCCAAAAGGAACAUUAGAAGGGCCAAGAUGCUCAUAUCAAAAACAUUGCCCCUACGGGGAUACCUGCUUAAAUGGCGUGUGUUGUCGGCAGUUGUUUAAAACUUUCAAACCCUACGAGGAAGUACAGUUUCCAAGACCAAUUCCAGCCAGAAGACAUAUUUUCAAAGAACAGAACAAUCCAGGAGUUAUUCCUCAAGUGAAGCAACGGGUGUUGAAAUACCCCCGCGUAACUCUUAAACCACGUGUCAAUGUGAACCCCCGUGUUACCCCCUUGAUACCGCGUGUCAUACAUAAACCGCGUCGUCCCACACAACAUCGUGCCACGUGUUCUGGAGGAUUUCUUCCGUCGGGAGUUUGCAGCUUAGUUUUUACAGAAUCCCAAAGACCAAGACCAAAGCGACCUUCCACACCGAUGUUCAUUUUGAAACCAAUCAGCCCCGACUUCCUGCCUCCUAACAACCACCACGUGACCAACCCACCGCCACCACAACCACCACGUAAUAAUCACGUGGUCACAAACCCACCACGGGUGCCACCAAUCAGACUAGACGUUGCUCCACCCGCAACUGAUCCGUUUGUGUUUAAUCCAACGAUUGGUCCAACUAUUCAACCUCAAGUUCCCCAAUCACAUCAAACAAUUAAGAAGGCACCAAGCAUCCCUGUGGCACGCCCACCGAUGACCAAUCCACCAAUCAACGAGCGGCCUAAGAUUGGUGAGGUUCCUGUGGCACGCCCACCGAUUACUAAUCAACCAAUCAACGAGCGGCUGAUGAUUGGUGAGGUUCCUUUUCCGAAUUUCCCGCCAUUUCUCGGGGACGGUCAAGUUCCCCACACAAUUCCAAACACGGCACAACCAGCCAAACUGCCGCCAUCUUGUCCUUUCGGAUACACGAUUCUGAUUGGUCACACAUGUGCCAAUUGUCCAAUGAGAAGUCUGUGCAUAAUGAAUACGUGUUGUGACUUUAUCCCGCUUUCAACCCCAACAAAAGUUCCUUCGACAAGAGAGUUCUUCAUACCAGCACCAUUAGGACCGACGCCACCCGGCGUUAAAACUACCAAAACAACAGCUAAGACCCCUGUAAUCGCAACACCGAACGUAAAACCACCAGCAACACUUAUUUACGAACCAUUUGUACCGCUGUCACCUUCGGGGCCUGCACAAAACCCUUUUCAACCAGUAGCAAACAAUCCACUCAUUCCACCAACUAACCCACCUAUAUUCCAAGUAUUCACCACACCAUCACCGUUUAUAGUAAAUACACCAAAACAAACGCUUCCUCCUCAGCAACCAGUAACGGCCAAAACACAACCAUCUCGACCUCCUCUUCCACAGUUGCCUGCUUUUCCUGCAGGUAUACCGACCUUUCCUCCAUUCAAUAUUCCAGUAACGAACCCUCCUAUUAGUCCAACAAAUCCCGUUAUAAAACCUUUAGCUUCCAACCCAUUACUUCCCCCGUCAUUCGUCCCUUCAUUUCCGGCCUUUAGUCCACCAACGACAAUGAAUAUUCCUCAGCAGCCUCAUAUACCGCCAACUCAACCUCCAAGUUUCCAAACACAACCUCCAAGUUUCCCAACAUACCCCCCAAGCUUCACAAAAAAACCUCCGAAUGGCCCAAUUUUACCAAACUUACCAGCGGCUGUUCCAAGCUUUCCAACAAAAGCUCCGACCGUUCCAAUCUUACCAAAUUUACCAGCAUCCAUUCCAAAUGUUCCAACAAAACCUCCCACAGUUCCAAUUUUACCAAACUUUCCACCAUUAAUACCAACGCAACCAUACAUACCACCAUUUAUUCCAACAAAGCCAAACCUACCCUCAGUCGUACAAACACCACCAAAUGCUCCACCAUACAUUCCAACACAACCAAACUUACCUCCAGCAAUACCAACACAACCGAACUUAUUCCCAGUAGUACCAGGCAAACCAAAUGCUCCACCAUACAUUCCAACACAACCAAACUUACCUCCAGCAAUACCGACCCAACCCAAAUUACCCCCAAUUAUACCAACACAACCAAAUGCACAACCACCCCCAAUCAUGCCCACACCACCAAAUGCACUACCAGUCAUUACAACACAACCAAAUUUAUCACCAGUUAUACCCGUUCAACCGAAUGAACCAGCAUUCGUUCCAGUACAACCAAAAUUACCUCCAAUUGUUCCAAACCAACCAAACCUACCCUUAUUCGUACCAACACAACCAUCUCGACCGGUGCUUCCAACUCAGCCAUAUCUACAACCAGGUUUUCCAAAUCAACCAAAUAUGUCAGCAUCAAUUCCUAGACAGCCAGUAGCUCCGCCUCCAAUCUUACCCCCUAUAUAUCCACAGCAAUUAAUUCCGUCGACGACUGUACCAAACAAUCCACCAACAAUCAAACCACCGGCCAUGUUUGAACCGCUUUCACCUUUUGCACCAGUCCCACCAAAACCACUCACACCACUUGACUUAAUUCCACCAAUUUUGAGAGCAUUUAAGUUUCCUUCAUUGCCAACAGGAAACAAAGCUCAACCCAUUGGGUCAAAUAUACCAAUAAAUAUAACAUUCCCACCACUGGCAUUGCCGCCAGCGGUAAACACACAACCCAGUUUACCAUUGUUUCCAAAUACGUUACCUCCGUUUACGUACAAUCCAAUUCCUUCACAAUCGCGGCCACUUCAGACUACACCAGUCCCUGUUUCAAACUUCACAACUCGACCUAUUCAGCAACCAGUCCCUGUCUUCAACUACACAAACAGACCGAUUUUGACACCAGUCCCAGUUCUUAACUACACGAACAGUCCAAUUUUGACACCAGUCCCAGUUUCCAACUUUACAUAUCCACCAGUUCCGACUCUAGUCCCUACCAAGCCAGUUAUACCAAGUUUUACUUUGAAGCCCGUCAUUCCACCGUUUUCAGCCAAACCGGUCAUACCGUCUUUCCCACCAAAGUCAACACCAUUUGUUCCAAUAUCGCGUCCAGGUUUUGUAGGGCCUUUCAUACCAAAUCUCCCAUCCGCUUAUACGACACCAAAACCAGUAAUUCCAUUCCUUCCGUUCCCUUUCCUACCGCAAAUUCCUUCCAAUCCUGCGAUUCCCCCAAUUCCUACUCAGCAAAAACCCACAUUUCGUCCCGACAUUGUACCUCCCGGUGUGAAUCCAACGGUUCCGACUGUACCUUUACAUAUGAGGCCUGACGUGUUUAUUCCCACUACCCACAAGCCAGAUACAGUAGUACCGUUCUUUCCUAAUCUAAUAAAUCAACCAUCUACAAACCAGUCACAUAAAACAACAGUAAAACCAGAUUCGGCAUUUCCAUUUUUUCCUAACAUAAUUCAAACACCUUCGCCGAACCAAGCACCUCCAAUAACGCUGAAACCUGACACGGCCUUCCCUAUUCGUCCUAACAACACGAAUACCCCAUCAACUCCUCCCCAAAACACAACAAAACCUCUUCUAUUUCCACCCCUUUUCCCGCCAGUGUUCCCACCCACCAGAUACCCAUUCACAAUAACAACCACGCUUUACCCUGUAAAUGGGGUACCAGCUACGGGCACCACUACUUACCCUAUCCCUGUAAUUCCAAAUUUUACACAAACACCUCUUUUACCAAAUCUUCCUUCACAACCAGCUUUACCAAAUACUACUGCGCCCCCAUCAGUUACAUUUCCACCAUUUCCAACUUUUACACAAACACCUCUUUUACCAAAUCUUCCUUCACAAUCAGCUUUACCAAAUACUACUGCGCCCCCAUCCGUUACAUUUCCACAAUUUCCAACUUUCACAAAAACACCCCUUUUACCAGAUCUUUCUUCACAAUCAGUUUUACCAAAUACUACUGCACCCCCAAACGUAACAUUUCCACCAUUUGCAACCUUCCCGCCAAUAAACUACGUACCAACAGUCCCGAACAAAGUUCCUCCAGUAAAAUAUACUCCUAACAGUAAGCCUCCGACACCUAGCUUCCCUUCUAUAGUGCCGUCAACUUACUCGCCAUUAAACGGUGUACCGGUAACUUACCCGCCUCCUGCAAUUAAUCCGCCAAUAACAUUACGACCAUACGCCGGAACAUUCAAACCCAUAAACAUUACUGUUCCGCCACAAUACAUGUACUCAACUCCCAGUUAUUGGUGGGACAAUAAUGCAACUUAUCCUAGCAAUGUAACUUUCGCUUAUUCCAAUUUUAACAAUUCCGUUACCUAUAUUCCAACUUAUAACGGUACAUACUAUGACUUCAAUGGCACGUCUAACACAACAUUUCCACCUACCUAUAUCGACUAUAAUACAACUGUACCAUAUUCCAAUUUUAACAAUUCGGUUACAUAUAUCCCAACAUAUAACGCUACGUAUUACGACUUCAAUGUCACAUCUAACGUAACAUUUCCACCAAUGUAUAUCGACUACAAUGCAACAUUACCAUCUAACUUCGUUGACUUCAAUAGCACAUACCAAACAACACAGAUUCCACCAAACGUAACAUCAAAUUCACAUUUCAAUACAACAACUGUUCCAAGAACGACAAUCCGUCCAGUGCCUGUCUGUCCGGCAGGAAAUAUUUCGAUACCUGGGUUAUCAUGUGAUAGCAUCUAUAUGUGCCCUGCUGGAAGCAAAUGUUAUGGCGGCAUAUGUUGUCUCCCCGCCCAAACUAUUCAAGUCCCUGCUUGUCCCAUCGGGUUCUUGAGUAACAAGGUGUGUCCCGAUCCACCCCUUCCAGAUGAAUGUACAACAAGUAAGGACUGUGGAAACAGAAUGGUUUGUUGUCUCACUGGAUGUGAUCGACGAGUUUGUAAACCAGUCGAUAAAAUUAAAGAAAGUAAACCGAGGAAAUAG
Molecule: messenger RNA, 4851 nt
Organism: Mya arenaria
Lineage: Eukaryota; Metazoa; Mollusca; Bivalvia; Myida; Myidae
Product: adhesive plaque matrix protein-like
Exons: 5
Coding region: 1-4851 (1616 amino acids)
Source: RefSeq, a predicted model, not a curated record